AUGCGCAGUCUGCCACAUGUGAGGUCUAAUUCACCUAUAUUGAAUUCACAUACAAACAAUGACCGUCGUCUUAGUACUAAAUUAAUUGCCGAUGAACUGGGACUCAGUCAGACUACGUUGGGGAGUAUUGCGACGGAGAAUUUGAUGAUGCGAAAAGUGUGUGUUAAACUGGUGCCAAAAGUUUUGUCGGUGGAUCAGAAGAAAAGGCGUAUGACUGUUUGCCAGGAAAUGAUCCAACGGUUGAAUGUUGAUCCGAACUUUUUGGAGAAAGUGUUUACUGGUGAUGAGACCUGGUUCUACGAGUACGAUACUGAGUCGAAGCUUCAAAGCUCAGAAUGGCACACUUCUUCCUUGCCGAAGCCCAAGAAAGCUCGCAUGAGCAAGUCGCGUGUAAAGUGCAUGCUGAUUGUUUUUUUAUGCUAA
Messenger RNA from Stegodyphus dumicola, 423 nucleotides. RefSeq lists its product as uncharacterized. Lineage: Eukaryota; Metazoa; Arthropoda; Arachnida; Araneae; Eresidae. The record is from RefSeq and is a predicted model, not a curated record.